Molecule: messenger RNA, 1384 nt
Organism: Pyrus x bretschneideri (Chinese white pear)
Lineage: Eukaryota; Viridiplantae; Streptophyta; Magnoliopsida; Rosales; Rosaceae
Product: probable cinnamyl alcohol dehydrogenase 1
Exons: 6
Coding region: 17-1093 (358 amino acids)
Molecular function (GO): zinc ion binding; oxidoreductase activity, acting on the CH-OH group of donors, NAD or NADP as acceptor
Source: RefSeq, a predicted model, not a curated record
UAUAUAUGCAAGCAACAUGAGCUCAGAAAAUGCAAAUAAGGGGGAGGAUUGCCUGGGAUGGGCUGCAAGAGAUGAGUCUGGGGUUCUUUCCCCUUACAAAUUUGCCCGCCGGGCUGUUGGGAGUGACGAUGUUUCCAUAAAGAUCACACACUGUGGAGUUUGCUAUGCUGAAGUGGUUUGGACAAGGAACAAACAUGGAGAUGCCACCUAUCCUUUAGUGCCUGGACAUGAGAUCGCCGGCAUUGUGCAAGAGGUCGGUUCAAAUGUUUGCGGAUUCAAAGUUGGUGAUCAUGUUGGAGUGGGAACUUAUAUUAAUUCAUGCAGAAAUUGUGAUUACUGUAAUGACGGCCUUGAAGUUUACUGUGAAAAAGAAGUUGUUUACACUUACAACCGUCUUGACGUCAAUGGUACCAUGACGAAAGGUGGAUUUUCCACUUACAUUGUUGUCCGCGAAAGGUACUGCUUCAGGAUAGCAGAAUCCUAUCCAUUGGCUUCAGCAGCACCUCUUCUUUGCGCCGGCAUUACUGUCUAUUCUCCAAUGAUACGCCAUAAGAUGAACCAACCCGGUAAAUCACUAGGCGUGAUUGGCCUCGGCGGUCUUGGUCACUUAGCCGUGAAAUUUGGUAAGGCUUUCGGACUGAAUGUAACAGUUUUCAGCACAAGCACAUCAAAGAAAGAGGAGUCUCUAACUCUGCUUGGUGCAGACAAUUUCGUGGUCUCAUCCGACCAAGAACAGAUGAAGGCCAUGGCUAAAUCCCUCGACUUCAUCAUCGAUACGGUAUCUGCUGAUCACUCAUUUGAUAUGUACAUGUCGCUUCUGAAGACUGCCGGCGUUCUUGUCAUGGUUGGGGCACCAAAUGAAGUUAAACUGAGUCCUAUGAGCCUAAUUCUGGGUAUGAAAUCGAUAUCUGGUAGCGUGGCGGGUGGUACGAAAGAGAUGCAAGAAAUGCUAAACUUCUGUGCUGCUCAGAAAAUAUAUCCCAACAUAGAAAUAGUUCCGAUUCAGUAUGUGAAUGAAGCAAUUGAGAGGCUUAUAAAGAAGGAUGUGAAGUACCGGUUUGUGGUGGAUAUUGAGAACUCCCUGAAAUAUUGAACAAGGAAAACUCAGAUUUCUACCAAAGCAUCGAUGAGAAGGCAUAUAUAUAUGCAAAAGAUUUGCAGAGAUUUUAUCUAAUAGGGUUGUGUUUUUUUUUUUUGUUGGGUGUGGUUGUCUUACUUUUAAUGGAAGUGUUUGAAUUCAUCUCCUGCCUUGUGUGUUAGGGCUAGUUCGGUAGUUUGGUGCUUUUAAAAAAUUGUUUCUGUUGUGAUAUUAGAAUAAAAGGGUUUUUGAACUUUAAUCCUUCAAGAAGAUUAAAAUUUAAUAAAAAUCUAAUAUUAGAUUGAA